Molecule: messenger RNA, 906 nt
Organism: Diprion similis
Lineage: Eukaryota; Metazoa; Arthropoda; Insecta; Hymenoptera; Diprionidae
Product: insulin-like growth factor-binding protein complex acid labile subunit
Exons: 1
Coding region: 1-906 (301 amino acids)
Cellular component (GO): plasma membrane
Molecular function (GO): protein binding
Source: RefSeq, a predicted model, not a curated record
AUGGUGCGAUUCACCGUGUUGGUCAGUUUCGUUCUUACUUACGUGUCGGGUGAUCUCGAGCCGACCUGCGAGAAUCACAAUGAUUCCACCGAGUGUCGAUUUAAUGGUGUAGUAGGGCCGCCGUCGUGUACCGGUGACGAAUGCUACACCAUGUGUUACUUCGAACGUGUUCUAAUCAGCGUGACCGGAAACGAAGAGUGCGGUUACAUUAAUAUUGCGGACUGUGGUUUGGUAUCAAUUAAACCUGGAGCGUUUAAAAAUCUUUCCAGUGGAUACUUGACACUUAGCGAAGAUAAUGCGUAUUACGACAAUUUGGAUCUUCCUCUGUACAACGAAACUAAUAACAUUUCGAUCUCACAAUCCGGAGUUUUUGCUGGCCUGCCAAAAUUAAAAUCCUUGAAUCUAGCCGGGCAAACCGUUCAGUUGUCUUCUGGAUUAUUCAAGGAACUAACCACAUUGGAAACUUUAAAAUUGAACCGGAAUAGCAUCAACCACAUACCACGAGGAACCUUCAAUGGAUUGUCUCAAUUAGAAGAGCUAAUCAUUUCAGGGAAUAAAAUUACUGCACUCACUCCUCAUUACUUCGAAGGACUGUCACAACUGUAUGUAUUGUGGUUGUAUGGAAACGAGAUUAACUCUAUUUCAGACGGUGCUUUUGAUGGGCUUCCUCAACUGAAAUGGUUAGACUUCUCUCGUAACCGUAUUUCAGCGAUUAACCGAACCACGUUCUCCUGCCUUCCGAAGGUAACAAAUAUAAACCUGGCUCAGAAUAAAAUAACCACCAUUGCUGCUGGAUCUUUCUCAAACGUCACUGAAUUGCGAAUACUUCAACUGGAUCGGAACGAUAUCAGGGAAAUUGCACACAGUACAUUUGAGGGUUUGUUCAGCGUUCUUGUGAUGAAGUGA